AUGAGCAGAAAAAGUUCAUGCUCAUCUCAAAAGAAUCACAAACAAGAGGCUGCUGUGGCGCAUGACAUUGAGGAAACAUAUGAAACCACACAGACGACGUCUUCUGUCACCACUCACGUUACGGCUUCUCACUCCGCGGGAUAUUCGAGCUCGAUGUCGGUUGGAGGAAACGUCGGCAAGGGAGCUCCGCCAGCGUUACACAUCGAGACUCCUAGUGCCCAUGAGUUACAGUACGCUCCACCACCACCACAACCACAUGUAAAGGCAAACAAAUCAGAAAGCGUGGAAGAUUCAAAACCUCCAUUACCGAUGGCAGCAAAGCCAGUGAAAGCAAAGGAUCCUCAGAUGGCUUUCGAUUUCAACGGCAAUGCUUGUAAUGAAGUGAUUGCUCGCCAACUGAAUUUGGAACAACGUGACGAGCAUGGUAUCAACGGGGAUCUCAAGACACAUUUUCUGGACAUUUUUGCUGAACCCGAUCCACAAUACCAUAGUGUGGCAUGUGUAUGGACAACUAGUUACAGGGUCUUUGAAAUUACUCGUAUCUACUGCUACAAGAUUUUCACGCUCAUCUUUGGGCUGCCAGUGGCCUUAAUCGCAGGCUUUAUCUUUGCAUUAUUCACUUUUCUAAGGAUAUGGAUUACGACGCCUCUUCUUACACUGUUACGUAUGGUACUGGGUCAAAUGCUGUCAAUCUGGCCGCUAUGUCUUCUGUACAUCGUACGACCGUUCUUCUACUCUGUCGGUGCCAUAUUCAGCACGUUUCGCCUACACCGAAGCGAUGGUCCAAUUAUCAAGGAAAUCUGGGAAAAACAGACGGUCUAA
This is a messenger RNA of Haemonchus placei, 822 nucleotides long. The record is from the annotation of a GenBank genome assembly. NCBI's taxonomy places the organism in Eukaryota, Metazoa, Nematoda, Chromadorea, Rhabditida, Trichostrongylidae.